Puma concolor (puma) is the source of this 6036-nucleotide messenger RNA. Lineage: Eukaryota; Metazoa; Chordata; Mammalia; Carnivora; Felidae. The record is from RefSeq and is a predicted model, not a curated record.
AUGGUGGGUCUCCCUGUGUCCAAGCGGGAGUGGAACGGGUCACCUGGGAGUGAGAGAGAAGGCUGCAACCAGUGGCCCAAGUGGAAGUGUGCUGGGGAACAUCUGCUAGUUCUCCUGAGCUGCUCUCAGGUCAGUGGGGAUGGAGGAGAAACUGGCCCAUAUAAUGUGGAUGCAAGUGAUCUUAAGCAGUUUUUUGAGACCAACUAUUCUCAGAUAUAUUUCAUCUUCUAUGAAAAUUUUAUAACACUGGAAAAUAGUUUGAAAUUAAAAGGGAAUAAUAAGUCACAAAGGGAGGAGCUGGACUCCAUCCUCUUUCUUUUUGAAAAAAUACUGCAGUUUCUACCUGAACGAAUUUUCUUUCGAUGGCAUUACCAGAGUAUAGGCUCAACUUUAAAGAAGCUUCUACACACUGGAAAUUCUAUUAAGAUAAGAUGUGAAGGGAUCAGGCUGUUUCUUCUGUGGCUUCAAGCACUUCAGACAAACUGUGCAGAAGAGCAGGUGCUGAUUUUUGCUUGCCUUGUGCCUGGUUUCCCAGCAAUCAUGUCAUCCAGAGGGCCCUGUACGCUGGAGACACUCAUCAGUCCUAGCCCUAGUGGAGCUGAUGCAAAGGUAUAUCCAGAAGAAAUCACUCCACUCCUACCAGCCAUAUCGGGGGAAAAGAUUGCUGAGGAUCAAACAUGCUUUUUUCUUCAAAUACUAUUGAAAUAUAUGGUUAUUCAGGCUGCAAGCUUGGAGUGGAAGAAUAAGGAGAAUCAAGAUACUGGUUUUACAUUUCUUUUUACAUUGUUUCGAAAAUAUUAUCUUCCUCAUUUAUUUCCAACAUUUACUAAGUUAACAAACAUCUACAAACCUGUACUUGACAUCCCCCAUAUGAGACCAAAGCCAGUGUACAUUACUACAACUCGAGACAAUGAAAACAUUUACAGUACAAAAAUUCCAUACAUGGCAGCUCGCGUUGUUUUUAUUAAGUGGAUUGUCACUUUCUUUUUGGAAAAAAAGUAUUUAACUACAACACAAAACACUAAAAAUGGAGUUGAUGUGUUGCCCAAAAUCAUACAGACUGUUGGUGGUGGUGCAGGGCAAGAGAGAGCACCGGAGCUGGAUGGCAGUGGGCCCACAGAGCAGGACAGAAACCAUUCCAACAGCAGCACCUUGUCUGACCGAAGACUCAGCAACUCCAGCCUUUGUAGCAUUGAAGAAGAGCACCGCACAGUGUAUGAAAUGGUGCAGCGGAUUCUCUUGUCAACACGAGGUUAUGUCAACUUUGUGAACGAAGUCUUUCGCCAGGCAUUCUUGUUGCCUUCCUGUGACAUAGCUGUAACAAGGAAGGUAGUUCAAGUGUACCGAAAGUGGAUACUCCAGGACAAACCUGUGUUCAUGGAAGAACCAGAUAAAAAAGACGUUGCCCAAGAAGAUGCUGAGAAACUAGGAUUUUUAGAGACUGACAGCAAAGAGACCUUGUCGGAAAGUUCCCGUCAUAAGCGCUCUUCCAGUUGGGGACGCACAUACUCCUUCUCGAGUGCAGUGAGCAGAGGCUGUGUGACAGAAGAGGAAGAUAAGAACGUGAAAGCCGGGGCCCAGGCUAUGCUGCAGGUAUUUUUGACAAAUGCUGCAAAUGUCUUUUUGCUGGAACCAUGUGCUGAGGUUCCCAUGCUCUUGAAAGAACAAGUCGAUGCCUGUAAAGCUGUUUUGAUUAUUUUUAGGCGUAUGAUAAUGGAGCUUACAAUGAAUAAAAAGACAUGGGAACAGAUGUUGCAAAUACUACUCAGGAUAACAGAAGCUGUCAUGCAGAAGCCAAAGGAUAAACAAAUAAAGGACUUGUUUGCCCAGAGCUUGGCAGGGUUACUGUUUAGGACGCUCAUGGUGGCGUGGAUCCGAGCAAACCUCUGUGUAUACAUUUCUCGAGAGCUCUGGGAUGACUUUCUUGGCGUGCUGUCCUCCCUCACGGAAUGGGAGGAGCUCAUAACUGAGUGGGCCAACAUCAUGGACUCGUUGACAGCAGUGCUCGCGAGAACUGUUUAUGGAGUUGAGAUGACAAACCUACCUCUGGACAAAUUAAGUGAACAAAAGGAAAAGAAGCAGCGAGGCAAAGGUUGUGUUCUAGAUUCUCAGAAAGGAACCACUGUGGGGAGAUCCUUUUCUCUCAGCUGGCGGAGCCACCCAGAUGUGACUGAACCAAUGCGAUCUAGGAGUGCCACCACAUCUGGGGCACCAGGAGUUGAGAAGGCAAGAAAUAUUGUUCGCCAAAAAGCAACCGCUAAGCGAAGCCAGUCUAUCAGCAACUGUGUCCACCUCUCUGAGGCUUUGCCUGCCACUAAAAGCGUCCCGCUCCUCCUUCACACCGUGAGCGCUCUCUUACCUGGUCUCUCUUACUCCUCUUGCUCUCACAGGCUGUCAGAAGUGGAAGAAUGUCAGCAAUCAGAAAAUGCACCUGCCAUGGAAUCUGGCUGCCUGGGGGCGGAGCAGCACAUCAUUCGUAGCAGCAGCACACCUGACGUCACUGAGCCGCCCCGCCCAGAUUCCUCUCAGGGUCAAAAGGUAGAAAAUAUACAGACUUUGAGUUCUGCAGAGUCCAAGCCUAUUCAAGAAAAUAAAGGAUAUGUGAAGAAGGAACAUGAAGGAAUAACAAUCUUAGUCAGAAGAAGCAGCAGCCCUGCUGAAUUGGAUUUAAAAGAUGAUUUGCAGCAGACACAAGGAAAAUACUUCGGUUCUUCUGUUGUGCCAGGUGAAAGUGUCAGCAGUGACACAGCUCUGGGCUAUAACAACGAGGCAGAGCUGUCCAUGAGCCCAUGGCCAACCUGUGAUGAGGACCCGGAACUGAGCACUCCCACAGAUGUUGUGACUGACUCUGAUGCCCGCCACUGGUUACAACUGAGUCCCACUGAUGCUUCAAACUUAACAGAUAGCAGUGAGUGCCUUGCAGAUGACUGCAGUAUAAUUGCUGGAGGGAACCUUACCGGUUGGCACCCAGACUCUGCCGCUGUGUUAUGGCGAAGAGUCCUGGGAAUCCUCGGGGAUGUGAAUAAUAUCCAGUCCCCCAAGAUUCAUGCCAAAGUUUUUGGCCAUCUCUAUGAACUCUGGUACAAGCUAGCAAAGAUACGGGAUAAUCUGGCAAUAAGCCUGGAUAACCAGUCUUCUCCAUCUCCACCGGUGCUGAUCCCACCACUCAGAAUGUUUGCAUCAUGGCUAUUUAAGGCGACGACAUUGCCAAACGAAUAUAAGGAAGGCAAACUGCAAGCCUACAGACUGAUCUGCGCCAUGAUGACCAGACGCCAGGACGUUCUGCCAAACAGGGACUUCCUAGUGCAUUUUUACCUUGUGAUGCACCUGGGAUUAACCAGUGAGGAUCAGGAUAUCUUAAAUACCAUUAUAAGGCACUGUCCACCCCGCUUCUUCUCCCUGGGUUUGCCUGGCUUCUCAAUGCUGGUGGGGGACUUCAUCACGGCUGCUGCUAGGGUCCUCAGUACAGACACGCCGGCGGCACCUCAUUCAGAAGCUCUCACCAUUCUUGGUUCUCUUGUCUGCUUUCCAAACACCUACCGGGAGAUCCCUUUGCUGCAGUCUGUGCCGGAAGUCAGUGAAGUCAUCACAGGAACCGAAGACGUCAAGCAUUACCUCAUAAAUAUUUUACUGAAGAAUGCCACAGAGGAACCAAAUGAAUGUGCAAGAUGCAUCGCCAUUUGCUCCCUCGGGGUCUGGAUAUGCGAAGAGCUUGCCCAGUGUACGAGCCAUCCUCAGCUGAAAGAGGCCAUCAAUGUGAUAGGUGUCACUUUGAAGUUUCCUAACAAAGUCGUGGCUCAGGUGGCCUGUGAUGUUCUUCAGUUGCUGGUUUCCUACUGGGAAAAGCUUCAGAUGUUUGAAACCUCUCUGCCUCGGAAAAUUUCAGAAAUCCUUGUGGCCACAAUUGCUUUUCUUUUACCAAGUGCAGAGUACUCCUCAGUGGAAACAGAUAAGAAGUUUAUUGUAUCCUUGCUACUCUGCCUCUUGGACUGGUGCAUGGCGUUGCCAGUGAACACCCUUCUCCACCCAGUGUCCACAGUAGCCCUGGAGGAGCAGCACUCGUGCAGAGCCUCUUUGCUGGAUUAUAUCUAUAGGGUUCUGCACUGCUGUGUGUGUGGCUCAAGCACAUAUACUCAACAGAGUCACUACACACUGACCCUGGCCGACCUGUCAUCCCCGGAUUAUGACCCCUUCCUGCCACUGGCAAAUGUGAAGAAUUCGGAGCCAGUCCAAUAUCAUUCAUCAGCAGAUUUGGGCAACCUGCUCACAGUGGAAGAGGAGCGUAAGAGGAGGAGUUUGGAGCUGAUCCCUCUGACCGCCCGCAUGGUGAUGGCCCACCUGGUGAACCACCUGGGGCACUUCCCACUCCGUGGGGGUCCUGCCGUGCUGCACAGUCUGGUCAGUGAGAACCAUGACAAUGUACACGCCGAGGCUCCCGAGCUGUCCUCUGAGGUGUUCCGGAGCCCAAACCUGCAGCUCUUUGUGCUGAAUGACAGCACCCUCAUCUCCUACCUUCAGACACCCGCAGAAGGGCCAGCAAGUGGCUCGCCGGGGGGCGCCUUGUCCGAUGUCAGAGUAAUUGUGCGGGAUAUCUCAGGGAAGUACUCUUGGGAUGGAAAGGUUUUAUACGGACCUUUGGAAGGCUGCUUAGCAUCCAGCAGCAGAAAUCCUGCAUUUCUGAUUUCCGGCUGGCAUCCUCAAGCUUUGGGAGCUCAGAAAGAUUUUUCUCAAACUGAGGAGGGAGAAGAUGUGCUUGACAAAUUACUUGAAAACAUUGGCCACACGAGUCCCGAAUGCCUUCUACCAUCACAGCUAAAUCUAAAUGAGCCUUCCCCACCCCCGCGAGGAAUGACCCGUGACCAAGAGAAGGAAAUCAUCGAGGUCAUUUUGCGCCAGAAUGCCCAAGAAGACGACUACAUCCAGAGGUGUAACUCUGACUCAGCCAUGAAAGUCACCAGCCAGGAGCAGCCCUCACCAGUGGAGCCACGAGGACCCUUUUAUUUCUGCAGGUUGUUGCUCGAUGACUUGGGGAUGAAUUCUUGGGACAGAAGAAAGAAUUUCCAUCUGUUGAAGAAAAAUUCAAAACUAUUGAGAGAGCUAAAAAAUCUGGACUCCCGUCAGUGCCGUGAAACACACAAAAUUGCAGUGUUUUACAUUGCUGAAGGUCAAGAAGACAAGUGUUCUAUCCUCUCCAACGUAAGAGGAAGCCAAGCAUAUGAAGACUUUGUUGCUGGACUUGGAUGGGAGGUGGAUCUCUCAACCCACUGUGGGUUCAUGGGUGGACUUCAGCGCAACGGCAGCACGGGGCAGACUGCCCCUUACUAUGCUACCUCGACUGUGGAAGUGAUUUUCCACGUUUCAACUCGGAUGCCAUCAGACUCAGAUGAUUCACUCACCAAAAAGCUUCGUCACUUGGGGAAUGACGAGGUCCACAUCGUCUGGUCUGAACACUCCAGGGACUACCGCAGGGGCAUUAUCCCGACUGCCUUUGGAGACGUUUCAAUCAUUAUUUACCCAGUGAAGAAUCACAUGUUCUUUAUCGCGAUCACGAAGAAACCCGAGGUUCCAUUUUUUGGGCCUCUGUUUGAUGGAGCCAUAGUGAGUGGAAAGCUAUUGCCAAGCCUUAUAUGUGCCACGUGCAUCAAUGCCAGCAGGGCUGUGAAGUGCCUCAUCCCACUCUACCAGAGCUUCUACGAAGAGAGAGCUCUGUACCUCGAAGCAAUAAUUCAGAACCACCGAGAAGUAAUGACGUUUGAGGAUUUCGCGGCCCAAGUCUUUUCUCCCUCGCCCAGCCCCUCCCUCGGCGGAACGGUGGAGUCCAGUUUUAGUGACAUCAUCCAAGACUCAGAUGGUUACCACCAUCCCCUACUUGCCCAUCUUCCUUUUGUCAUCCUCUUGGAACAUGCACCUCCCAAUUCUUCCUUUCUCAUCCUGGAAUAUACCACUGCCUACCCAUUUACCUGUCUGCUGGAAGGGGAGUGCAGGCCAGGGACCGCAGUUGUGGAAAUGCUAUCCUGGCGCCCUCCGUGGGGAUAG